AUGGCAUUUGCUAAAACAUUGAAAGAACAGAAAUUGCACAUUUUCUGUGAUUAUUGCUUCAGAAACAUUACUUUUCACACAUAUUACAGAUGCGAAGAUUGUAAGUUUGAUUCGUGUGAAGCCUGUUUCUUUCAAGAGUUAGAAACCGAUAUUCAUAAAAAGACACACAAAUUUAGAGUUAUAUCAAAUCUCGAGACGUGCCCAGACUCGUCAAAUUGGAGGAUGAUCGAUGAGCUUCUGCUAUUGGAUGGACUACUUUCAUGUGGAUUUGGAAAUUUUGAUGAUAUUUCUAAAAUUUUACCUGCAAAAGAUCAGAAUGAAGUUAAAAAGCACUUCUAUGAACUUGUGGGGAUUGUUGAUAAUGAGGAUGGGGAGAAAAGCUUUGAAAUAAUCCCAAAAAGCAAUCCAAAUGACUCAUUUAUUGCCAGUUUUAUGUCGAAAAGAAAAGAGUUUGAUUCAGAGAUCCUUAAUGAAUACGAAGCACUCAUUGAAAAUCUUAUUUUUGAGGACGACGAUAGUGAACUGGACACCGAAUUUAAAAGAUACUUAUUGAAUAACUAUAAAACUGUCCUAAAGCGUCGAAAAGUGUGGAGAAAUUUUAUCUUCGAUAGAAAUCUUACUGAUGUAGAACGCUAUUUAGAUAAAGAGAAAACGGACAUUGGUGAAGUUGCUGGGAGGUUGAAAUGGCUUGCUCAGUUUAUUUCGAAGAAUGACUUUAACGUUUUUAUUGCUGGUCUUGUCAGGGAAAAGCGGUUAAAAGAGUCAUUAUCAAAAAAUCCAGAAUUUCUUUCAGUUCAGAGUGAAAACUUGAUGAACAAUACUGCAAACUUGUCUGAAAAGGAACUGAAGCUUUGUAUUCAGUUGAAGCUAGCUCCUGAGUUAUACAUCAAGCUAAAGAAAAUGGCAAUUGAAAGAUACUUAGCACGGCUUCCACUCAAAGCCGCCCUUUUAGGCCUAUUUCGAAGCGAGGAUCAUGAAAGAGUCAUGGUUCUAUACAAAUGGUUUUUAGACCAGAACAUAGUCAUUGAAAAUUAG
Vittaforma corneae ATCC 50505 is the source of this 1035-nucleotide messenger RNA. RefSeq lists its product as uncharacterized. The coding region runs from base 1 to 1035 and encodes 344 amino acids. NCBI's taxonomy places the organism in Eukaryota, Fungi, Microsporidia, Nosematidae. Gene Ontology annotation, cellular component: nucleus. The transcript has a single exon. The record is from RefSeq and is a predicted model, not a curated record. Gene Ontology annotation, molecular function: transcription coactivator activity; chromatin binding. Gene Ontology annotation, biological process: regulation of transcription by RNA polymerase II; chromatin remodeling.